Messenger RNA from Glycine soja, 2050 nucleotides. RefSeq names its product nuclear transcription factor Y subunit B-3-like. The transcript has a single exon. The coding region runs from base 989 to 1555 and encodes 188 amino acids. Gene Ontology annotation, cellular component: CCAAT-binding factor complex; nucleus. Gene Ontology annotation, biological process: regulation of transcription by RNA polymerase II. Lineage: Eukaryota; Viridiplantae; Streptophyta; Magnoliopsida; Fabales; Fabaceae. The record is from RefSeq and is a predicted model, not a curated record. Gene Ontology annotation, molecular function: DNA-binding transcription activator activity, RNA polymerase II-specific; RNA polymerase II cis-regulatory region sequence-specific DNA binding; protein heterodimerization activity.
UAGUAUAUAUAAAGAAAAGAUUUUGAAAUUUGAAUAAAAUAAGAGUGUCCAAGUCAGAGGCGAGCACGUGCCAGAUACCAAAGCAACGGUCCAGAUCAUGGAGCACUCACCAAAUCCAAGGGCUCCUAUUUGUCCGUGCAAACUCACACUUAUCGACUAACAACGGUCCACAAAGCGCCACGUGUUCUCAAGAUAAAGCGUUAUUAACCCUUCUGAUCCAACGGAUCCUGCUCAUUACCUCCCAAACAAACCCUUCCGUUCCGUUUCACCUUUCCUCUUCCCGCCGGAGCCGCCGUCACCCGCCGCCGGCAAUCGUAUCAGACCCUCCCAAUACACCGUCUCCGACUUCCACGCAGAAUUGCACGAUUCAUUGAUUUCAAUUUUCAAGUCUUGAGGAUUUCGUUUCAACAGCGCUUCAAUUUGACGCAGAAAAACUGAGUCAAACCAAUUCUCCCAGAGUUCGUGACUUGGAUUCUCAAUUUAUCGUUCAUUCCGAAUAGAAUUUGAAACUCCGAAGAAAACUGCACCGAACACUGAAUCUCAGUUACCGAGGAGCUUCUUCUACGAACCGUGCUUAAUUCCACACAGAAACACCGAGUCAAACUGGUUCGUGCUGUGUUCGUGGUUCAGAUUCUCAAUCGAAAUUUGAAAUUCAGAAGAAAACCGCACCGAACACAGAAUUUCAGAAUCUGAACAAGUUUCUUCCGUUAACAGCACUUCAACUUCACGUGGAACAAGAAUCAAACCGUUUCGUGGUUCGGAUUCUCAAUUCCUCGUCCAUUCGCAAUCGAUUUUCAAAUUCCGAAGAAAACCGCUCCGAACACUGAAUUUCAGACUCUGAACAGCGAACAGUACUUCAAGUUCACGUGGAACGAGUCAAAGCGAUUCCAAUCAAUUUCGCGAACUCCUCCACGGUGAACUCCGAUAUUUUCCUGCACUGACUUAGUGAUUCGUUUCAUCUUUCUCAGCUUCGAUUAUCCGUUUGUCGAUGGCGGACUCGGACAACGACUCCGGCGGCGCGCACAACGCCGGGAAGGGGAGCGAGAUGUCGCCGCGGGAGCAGGACCGGUUCCUGCCGAUCGCGAACGUGAGCCGCAUCAUGAAGAAGGCGCUGCCGGCGAACGCGAAGAUCUCGAAGGACGCGAAGGAGACGGUGCAGGAGUGCGUGUCGGAGUUCAUCAGCUUCAUCACCGGCGAGGCCUCCGACAAGUGCCAGCGGGAGAAGCGCAAGACGAUCAACGGCGACGACCUGCUCUGGGCGAUGACCACUCUCGGCUUCGAGGACUACGUCGAGCCUCUCAAGGGCUACCUCCAGCGCUUCCGAGAAAUGGAAGGAGAGAAGACAGUGGCGGCGCGUGACAAGGACGCGCCUCCUCCUACCAAUGCUACCAACAGUGCCUACGAGAGUCCUAGUUAUGCUGCUGCUCCUGGUGGAAUCAUGAUGCAUCAGGGACACGUGUACGGUUCUGCCGGCUUCCAUCAAGUGGCUGGUGGUGCUAUAAAGGGUGGGCCUGUUUAUCCCGGGCCUGGAUCCAAUGCCGGUAGGCCCAGAUAGAUGGGCCUAUGUUAUUAUUAUUAUUAUUAUUGUUAUUAUUAUUCGUAAGUUAAAAGAAAUGUGAGAUUCAAAGUGGUGAUUAAGUGAAUUAGUAACAAAAAAGUGCGACUCAGUUGAUUAAAAAUAUAUAUAAAUUAUUAUAAGUCUUUUAAUAUGUUUUUGAUUCUCACACAUAAAAAAAAUUAGAGUCAACUAGUAAUAAUUUUGAGAGAGUUGGUUUGUAUUCUUAUGAUGAUGAUGGUGAUAUUAUUAUCAUUGAUGGAUUGAUUGGUGAUAUGUAUAGUAUGACACACUUCUAAGUUCUAAGGCCAACAAUCUGUAACUGAUUUGACUGUUGUAUCAUAGAAAUAGUGUUUCCUAGUAUUGUACCUCUUUUGCUUAUUGGUUAACUCUGUACCCAAAUGGUCAAGUUUUCCUUUUUCCUUAUUGGUUAUGUACUUUAAAUUCAACUCUUUUAGGGCUAUGAUAAAAAAGGAAGCGGUGCUAUGAUUCAUA